CACACAUUGAAUAUGCAAUCCACGCGGAACUACUCAUGUGCAGUGAAUGUUGAUAAUUUUAACAGUUAAUAUAUGUGAUAUACAAUAGAAAAAUGGAUUUAAUUUAUUAAAAUUUUAUAACUUAGUAAAAUAUAUACAAGUUUAUUCUUUUCGAAUAUAUGAACAACAUAUAAUAAUAAACAUAAAAAUAGUGUUCUAAUUAAAAUUAUUGUAUUUUUUGAUCAUAAAAAUUACAUUUUUCAAUAAUGAGUUUUUGUAUAUACGAAUCAGACAUUAUUAUAUGUAAUAAUGAACAAAUUGUAAUGUAUAAUAUUGAAAAUGGUACAGAAACAACUAUUUCUUUACCUAAAUUGCAAAGUGAUAAAAAAGUUGAUGUGCAUAACAACGUAAACAAAGAAACUCCUCACACGAUUACCAACGUAAUGUUCUCAUAUGAUGGAAAAUAUUUCUUUGUCCAUACAAAUCGUAAGCAACUAUGUUUGUAUGAAAGAAAAAGUCAGAAUCUUGUGUUAAAUAAAAUACUUCCUAGAGCUGCCAGCAAAGUGCAAUUUACUCCAAACAACGACAUAGUUGUUGCUGAUAAAACAGGAGAUGCUUACCUAUUUUCUAAUAAGCAGUCUGACAAUGGGGUCCUACUUCUAGGACAUUUAUCAAUGUUACUUGACGUAUUAAUUACGGAAGAUGGAAAGUACAUUAUUACAACAGAUAGAGAUGAAAAAAUUAGAGUGUCUAUGUUCCCAAAUUCAUAUAAUAUUGUAUCCUAUUGUUUAGGACAUACAAAAUUUGUAACAAACAUUAUGGAAUUACCUCAUGACAAAAAUGUUUUAAUAUCUUGUGGAGGAGAUGGAAUGUUUAUAUUAUGGGACUACAAGAUUGGAAAAGAAUUAUUAUGUAUUAAUUUUCAUAAUAAAAUAUCUAAAAGUGAUAUUGAAAAGUUUAAUGAACAACUUCAUAAUUGUAACUUAGAAGAGUUUGUUGAAGUUUUACCUGUUAAACAUUUAAAGCUUUUGGCACUUAAUACAACUUCAUCUUUAGCUAUAAUGAGUUUUUAUAAUAAUACGUUAUUAUUAGUGUACAUAAUUAAUAGCACAUCAAAAUCAAACUUUGAAGUAGUAUAUGUGCAAUCUAUAAUUGCAGAUAGCGAACCAAUAGAAUGUUAUCUGUACAAAAAUAAUCUAUGGAUAUUAAAUGAACUUGGAUUUAAAAUAUAUGAAUUUAAAAAUAACAAUUUUAUACUUACUGAUGGAACAGAUUAUAAAAUAAAUAACUUAAAUAAUUAUUGGAAAACACUAAAAAGAGAUUUUACUCAACAAGAUUUAUUUUCAAUCCUGUAUAAAAGAAAAUAUGAUAAUGUCCAAGAAUAUUUACAACGGAAAAAAACGCGUCUUACAAAUUCAAUUGAUGCAUAAUCAAUUGUAUGUAACAUUAUAGAAGGUAUAAAUGAUUUUUAUAUAGAAAAAAAUAUAAUUAUAAAAAUAACAUUAGAUUGAAAUAAAAUGUUUAAUAGAAAUUUCAUACAUAUUUUCAUUAUAAAAUACAAAUAGCAUUACAAUAAAGUAAGAUAAGUUUAUUAAUCCACACAGUAUUUAGUAAAUGAAUUGAAUUUGAAAUUUCAUGUAAUCAUUAUAUGUAUAUAAAUUAAACAGGCUUGUAAUCUAA
This is a messenger RNA of Bombus terrestris (buff-tailed bumblebee), 1659 nucleotides long. RefSeq names its product tRNA (guanine-N(7)-)-methyltransferase non-catalytic subunit wdr4 (gene wuho). The record is from RefSeq and is a predicted model, not a curated record. Gene Ontology annotation, cellular component: cytosol; tRNA methyltransferase complex; nucleus. NCBI's taxonomy places the organism in Eukaryota, Metazoa, Arthropoda, Insecta, Hymenoptera, Apidae. Gene Ontology annotation, molecular function: tRNA (guanine(46)-N7)-methyltransferase activity; protein binding. Bases 246 to 1409 code for a protein of 387 amino acids. The transcript has a single exon. Gene Ontology annotation, biological process: RNA (guanine-N7)-methylation.